Messenger RNA from Leptopilina boulardi, 3958 nucleotides. Its product is annotated as cadherin-89D. Gene Ontology annotation, cellular component: plasma membrane. Gene Ontology annotation, molecular function: calcium ion binding. The record is from RefSeq and is a predicted model, not a curated record. The transcript has 12 exons. The coding region runs from base 221 to 3295 and encodes 1024 amino acids. Gene Ontology annotation, biological process: homophilic cell-cell adhesion. NCBI's taxonomy places the organism in Eukaryota, Metazoa, Arthropoda, Insecta, Hymenoptera, Figitidae.
AUUUUACUGGUGAACGUUCAGUAUUUAGAGUAGUGUUGAAUUUAAUAGCUGCCUUAUUUCUGAGAAUAUAAUUCAUUUUUUAAGGAAAGAAAAGUAAUUAUUGUUUUUUACACAUGUACGCCUGUAAUUAUAAAUGUAAAUGUUCAUGGAAGGACAAGUAGGUUCACAAUAAAACUAUAUAUAUCAGACAAUAUAAAAAAGAUUGCAAUUAUUAAGGACUAUGUCGCCUGAAGUUAACAAUACAAUAUACGUACUAAGUCGUAUUAAUAGAUAUAUUUGUCAAAUAGUCUUAAUUUUUCUACUUAUUAAGUUGAAAUUUAUUUAUGCGAAAGAGUGUCAGAUUCAGGGAUCUCAAAUAUUUAAUUCACUAAAAUCAUCUUCAGAUAAAGUGGAGUUCGAACUGAAUGGUCCAGAAUUUGAAGUAGAAUUUUAUAAUAUUAGUAUUGUAGAAAACUUACCAAAUGGAUUUAGUGUUUUACAAGUAAUUGCACAUAAUGGAGUUCGUACUAACGAAUUCACAUACGAAUUAGAAGAUAAUUCUGGUGCAUUUUUGGUAGAACCCAAUUCAGGAUGGUUAAUUGUGAGAAAUUCAUCAAUUCUUGAUAGAGAAAAACAAUCAGUCAUAAAAAUGAAAGUUUAUGCAGUGAAAAAAUGGACAAAUGUUACCAACGAUAAUAGUAAAGUGAAUGUUACAAAUAUAAUAUGCUUAAAAACAUCAUCAUUUGUAAAUGUCGAAGUUAUGAUUUUAGAUGUUAAUGAUAAUAAUCCAAUUUUCUUUCCAAGCAAUUAUUAUGAAUUAAUAUCUUUAUCAAAUGUAAAAAUUGGAGCUACAUUAGGAAAAGUUGAAGCAAUUGACAGAGAUCAAGGAAGAAAUGGGUUGGUUUCAUAUCGUCUACAAAGAACAGAAAAUGUUACAUCUCCUUUUGCAGUAGAUACAUAUACAGGUGAAAUUUAUGUAACACACAGUCCAAUAAUAGUUGGCAAGUAUAUAAUCUUCAUAGAAGCUAUGGAUAAUCCUCUGAAUCCUAGUGAAAAACGAUUCUCUUUGGCUGUUGUUACAAUAAAUAUAAUUCAAUCACCUGAUUAUAAUUCUGAAGUCAUAAAAUUUAUUGGAAUACCUUACAAAUUUUGGAUAGGGAUAGAUGUUCCUAUUGGAAGUACUGUAGGACAAAUUUUAAUAAAUAAUUCCAUGAAAGAUACAUAUAUAUUUGAUUUACUACACAGUUACAAAGAAGGCGUCCCUUUUGCUAUAGAAGAGAAGUCAGGAAUUAUAACUGUUGUUGAUGAAAUUAGAAAAUACGAACAACUAAUCUAUGAAUUUGAGGCAGUAAUAAUUAAUAACAAUGAUAUUGCUUUGAUAGCUAAUGUGACCAUACAUAUAGAUUCCAAUGUCAUCAAUACUGAUAGCAACAUAGAUAAAAUAAAUAAAAUAUUCCGACCCAAGAAAAUAAAUACUUCACAAGUUUUUCAUAUAAGCGAGAAUUCGGAUAAUUUAUUCAUUGGUCGAGUUGAAUCAGUAACUUCCAAAAUGUAUGAGGACUCUAAAUUUUGUAUUACUAAUCAGGAAGAUGUUCCAGAAAUAAAUUUAACAAGUGAUGGAUUUCUGUAUGCAAAUCAUGCCUUAGAUCGAGAGGAAAAAGAGAAUUAUAGUAUUACAAUAAAAGGAGAAACUUCAACUGAAAUUGAAAUUAUUCAAAUAACAAUAAUUGUUGACGAUGAGAAUGACAAUGCACCAGUAUUUAAUUCGAACUCUUAUGAAGGGUACAUUGUAGAAAAUAGCCCUACAGGUACAGAGAUAGUAAUGAAAAAUAAAGUAUUUGCAUCGGAUAUAGAUAAUGGUAUUAAUGGAACUUUUAUAUUUGAUAUAUGGGAUAAUGGUAAUGGGGACAGCCAUUCAUACAAAGUGGAGAAGAAUACUGGAAAAAUUUUUUAUAAAGCGCUAACGAAUGAAAACUUGGAUAGAGAAAUAAAAUCAAUUUACAACAUGAAAAUUGUUGCUAUUGAUAAAGGCAGUCUUCAAUCUGAGGCCAAUUUAACAAUUAAAAUACAAGAUAUAAAUGACAAUGCACCUAAUUUUACUGAAAUAAAACUAAUUGCUGAUCAAAAUAUUCAGAUAUUAGGAAAUGCAGAGGACACUAAUACUAAUAAUGCAUUGAUUGCUGAUGGAGCAAAUUUUUUCAUUCAUAAAGAUGAAUUAAAUCAAGAUUAUUAUCUAAAUUAUUACGACUCCUACAAUAAAAUUAAAAUAUUACAAAGACCUAUUUUCUAUAUAUCAAAAAAUGUUACGUUAGGUACAAAGAUUCUAAAAUUGGAAGCUCAUGAUAACGAUGAAGAUGAAAAUGCCCUUAUAACUUAUAGUAUUCAAUCUGAAAAGUAUAAAAAUAAAUCCGAUUUAAGUCAGUUAAAUCAAAAACAUUUUAUAAUCGAUUCAAAAUCUGGAGAAAUUUCUAUUGUUGAAAAACUACCAUCAGAAAUAGAUAUUUGGCUAUAUGUAAGAGCAAUAGAUGGUGGAAAUCUUACAGAUGAGAUAGUUUUGAAAAUUCAUAUCGCUUUGACUAAUAAUACGAAUCUACCAAGACAACAACGGUUUCUCAUGUCAUUUUUUCAAGUUGGUGGUAUAAUGUUAAGUUGUAUCGUUUUUAUUGCAACUUUUUCAACAUUUCUUUACUUAACAUGUAAAAGAAGAAUUCCAAAGUCUACUACCCCUUUCUUAACAACAAACAUUCUCACGAAUCAUCAGAUGCAGAGUAUUAAUUUGGAGCAAUUAUUUAGCAAAAAUUUUCAACUUCAUCAGAACACUCAUGAUCAUGAAUCAAAUAGCGACAUAAGAUUAUCUAGUUUUCCUAACUGCAGAGAUUCUAUGGGUACUGAUAAGAAAUUUGUAAAGUCGACGACAUCUUUAUAUUCCUGUUGUCAUGAUUCUGGAGUAGUUACACGCGUAUGUCAUUGUAACAACAUUUAUAAUUCGGAAACAUCUAGUCAAAGAAGCAGCAACUAUGAAGAUUCUCUCAAAUCAUUUCAACCACAUUCAUUAUCGUCAAAUAUUGAAUCUUUUACAAUCUAUCCCACUCAAAUGUCUCCAAUAAUUUGUCACGAAAAACGACAUGGAAUAACAUCUAAUGGACGACAGCAACAUAAAAAAAGUAUUGAAAAACAAGAAAAUCAAUGUGAUAUUUUUUCUGGGGAAAAUAACAUGAAGGAUAUUUUAAUUCAUAAACAACAGCAACCAUCAAUAUUUAUAAAUACAUUUCCAUUGCAAUCUGGUGCAGGAAAUCCAAGACAAGUGUUGUACUAAAUAAUAGUUGAUAAUAUUAAAAAAAAACUUCAUUAUAAAGUGAUUUUAAAAUUUUAAAACAUUUUAAAAAAAUGAGAAAGAUGAGAAAAAAUAAUUGUAUAUAUGAAUAUUAGAUUGCAGAAAAGAUUGUUUUUUAUUGUUAUUAUUAUUCAUGGAAAAGAUGAUUUUUUUUGUCAUUAAAAAAGUACGACCUCGUAAGGAUGGCUACACUGAAAAAAAUUCGGGUGAGCAGCAAGUACUAGAGAGUACAGCUGCUCUAUCAAAUCGAAGAACGCUAACGAUCCCUUUUUUGAUCGGCUGACAUCCCGUUUCAGGAGCUCAAACUGCCCGUAGUGGUAGAGCUGAUAUUCCUUCAUAGCCUUACCUUGUCAAUAAGACAGCUGCUCACCCGUGCCGGUAGCGCACCGCUCCCAAAACGGAAUCUCAGUCAUACUUUGAGUAAAGUAACGCAGCUCUCUCAACGCUGAGACGUCUGCCUACCCAAAUAUUUUCACAGUGGUUGUCAAGAGAGUAUCAAUAAAUCGCGCGGUAUUCGCUUUACAACAGGUACAAAUAUUUUUACAAUAUAUUGCAUAUUUUGAAAUAAUUAAACAUGAUUUGUUGUAUGUACGGUUACAAUUCUUAUAUUGUUUCUAAAUAAAUCAAUAAAUAUUUUUCUAACAA